UUUUCGCACAAGCACACAAAACGUAGCACGACCAGAUGCUUCUUUGUGACCCUUGCCUACCAGCUCAUGGGCAAUUUUCCCAGCAUCCAGAAGGAUGUGAACAGAGCUAUCUGCGAGGAUCCUGUGGUUCUAGAGUCCAGUAAGUCUCUUCACGAUCAAAUGAAGGCCUUAUUUCGCCAGCCUCUCUGGCACCUGUAA
Suillus discolor is the source of this 198-nucleotide messenger RNA. RefSeq lists its product as uncharacterized. The record is from RefSeq and is a predicted model, not a curated record. Lineage: Eukaryota; Fungi; Basidiomycota; Agaricomycetes; Boletales; Suillaceae. The transcript has a single exon. The annotation marks the transcript as partial.